GAGAAAGACAAAGAGAGCAGACCGUUGGCUAGCCGGAAAGGAAAUAGCCUAAGGCGGCACGGCGAACGACAAAAUCAAGUGAAAAAACGUUGCUUGGGAAGGAAAAUUAUUCAAACCUAAAUUCAAAUUUGAGUUCUUGGGACUACCCAAAUCAAUCAAUCAGACUUCAAAUUUAUAUAUACCAACUGUAUAUAUACACAUCUCUCUCUCUAUAUAUACAUGCCAUUUGUCCAAGAGCAGCUCAACAAUUUAGAUCUUCAGUCCCUUUCUAUCGCCAGGAGAUCAAAUGCGUGGAACCAGAAAAAAACUAUCCCACAAGGAAUUUGGGAAGUCUUGUUUAAACAAGAUACAGAAUCCUAAAUCUAAACCAAGUGAAAAUGAUAUUGGUUCGGCCAUUUCACAUAAAAAAGAUAUAAUUUACGUAAGCAAAGGGAGGAGGAAUGACCCUGCAGGAAGAAAUGUGAUUAGUAAAGAAACUCAUCAAAGCAAGUCUUCCAAGAAGCAAUCUGAAUUGAGACAUCAAGGUGAAAAAGCCCCAGCAAUUAGCUCAAUGGAGAAUGAGAAGCAUGCCGAUGACGAUGUUAAAUCUCAGAAGUUAAAGAAAAGACGAAAGAGAAAGAGGCAAAAGGAUAAUGUGGAGCUAGAUGAAGCUCCACGCCUGCAAAGGAGGACAAGGUACCUCUUGAUAAAAAUGAAGCUGGAGCAGAACCUUAUUGAUGCUUAUUCUGGGGAAGGUUGGAAAGGUCAGAGUCGAGAAAAAAUUAAGCCAGAAAAGGAACUACAAAGAGCUAAAAAGCAGAUAUUAAAGUGUAAACUUGGAAUCCGUGAAGCCAUUCGCCAGCUGGAUCUUCUUAGCUCUGUGGGAUGCAUUGAAGGCUCUGCAAUUGCUCCAGAUGGAUCUGUAUAUCAUGAACAUAUAGUCUGUGCAAAAUGCAAGUUGCGAGAAGCUUUCCCCGAUAAUGAUAUUAUACUCUGUGACGGGACAUGCAACUGUGCUUUUCACCAAAAAUGUCUCGAUCCUCCACUGUUAACUGAAAACAUUCCUCCAGGAGAUCAAGGCUGGUUUUGCAAAUUUUGUGAGUGUAAGAUGGAAAUAAUAGAAGCUAUGAAUGCUCAUAUAGGUACCCACUUCUCCACCGGCAGCAAUUGGCAGGACAUCUUCAAGGAUGAAGCAGCUUUGCCUGAUGGUGGGGGUGCUUUGAUGGAUCCUGAACAAGAAUGGCCUUCCGAAGAUUCUGAAGAUGACGACUACGAUCCAGAAAGAAUUGAGAAUAGCUGCAGUUGCAACAGGGCUGGUUCAGAAGGUGAUGUUUCAGAUGAUGCAAGCAGUUCCAGCAGUUCAUGGUCACUUGAGGAUGAAGUGUUUUCUGAAUCUGGAAGGUCAGCUAAAAGAAGCAAGGGCCUCCAAAAUUCAUCUGCUGAGUUGAUUAUUGGAGUAGAUUCUGACGAGACAACUGAUUGUGAAAUUACACAUGGCCGAAGACAGCGAAUAGCUGUUGAUUAUAAAAAGUUAUAUGUUGAAAUGUUUGGAAAGGAUGCUCCUGCAAAUGAUCAAAUUAGUGAAGAUGAAGAUUGGGGUCCUGCUAAAAGAAAGCGUAGAGAAAAGGAGUCUGAUGCAGCUACCACCCUUAUGACUCUAUGUGAAAGUGAGAAAAAAUGUCCAAAUGUCAAUGCUAAAGAAGUCAUAGAGAAACUUCCAAGUGGACACAUUAAAAGGUCGUUUUUCAGAAUUCCGCCUAAUGCAGUUGAGAAGCUCCGACUUGUGUUUGCUGAGAAUGAACUUCCCUCAAGAGCUGUCAAAGAGAACCUUUCCAAGCAGUUGGGUAUUGAAACUGAGAAGGUUAACAAAUGGUUCAAGAAUGCACGUUACCUAGCACUUAAAGCCAGAAAGGCAGAGAGAGGAAAACCAUUUGAUAGUGUUAGUCCUAAAUUCUCUAAGGAAUCCGGAUCAGAAAGUGGAAAGCACAAAACUGCUGAUCAAAUGGCAUCAAAGGAUAUGCCAUCAGCAACAGGAGCUCUUGCACCUAAGAAUUUGAAGAAAUUACUUAGGAGAAAGAACCGGCAGUCAUUAAUCAGUUCUUUAAAGAAAAAGCAACACAGGAGAGAUUUACUUAUGACACCAGCCAAAAAAGACAAGGCUUGUAUGGAGUUCAGUGAUGAUGUGAGCUUGAAAUCUUUGAAAGCCAAUGUUAGGAGGGAGAGGAAGCGAGUUAACUUCAGGGAUGCAGCUGGAGUACAAGAAGCAGAAGCUGAGUUGGAGAGGCUCUGUAAGGUCAAGAGUAAAGUAGAAAAACUCCAGCAGGUUUUACUGGGACUUCCCGACCGUAGAUCUAAUAAAGUAGAUACACACCCCUUCAUUGAAAAGCCAGUUAUCUAUGUCCCAGUAGCAGAGCUAAGGGAGAAAAUAUGAUCUCUUUUAAAUUAUUGGACAGAAAAUGUAUUUUGGUGUAUAUAUUUAAGUUGCUUUUCUUGCCAGGUAUUAGUGCCUUGCGCAAUCUUUUGACAUUUCUUGGGUCAACGGCAAGUAAAUCAAAAAGAAAGUUGAUGUACAACAUUAGAAAUAUAUAUAGAAAAGGUGCUGGCUUUCAUCCAGCAAAAAUGUUCCUAUUUUGUGGAAUUAGGACAAUUUAUUUUGUGGUGCUUUCAUAAAA
Cornus florida is the source of this 2651-nucleotide messenger RNA. Its product is annotated as pathogenesis-related homeodomain protein. NCBI's taxonomy places the organism in Eukaryota, Viridiplantae, Streptophyta, Magnoliopsida, Cornales, Cornaceae. The coding region runs from base 287 to 2410 and encodes 707 amino acids. Gene Ontology annotation, cellular component: nucleus. The transcript is spliced from 11 exons. Gene Ontology annotation, biological process: regulation of DNA-templated transcription; chromatin organization. Gene Ontology annotation, molecular function: chromatin binding; DNA binding. The record is from RefSeq and is a predicted model, not a curated record.